UCUGUAUAAAAAUAGUGCGUAGUGAAUAACUUUCUGUACAUUCGUUAAACUAGUGUAUUAAGUAUUAGUGUAUAAAAUGUACAUAAACCUACUUUUCCUCUUGUAUUUUCAGACAUUAGUGUUUAUUAGUGUUUGUUCCGUGACUUUACGCGUGUUAUUUGUUGUGUGAAGAUGUAAAGAUUUUUCGCUGCUAGUGAUACUUAUGGCGCACGGACGCAUAGUGUUUGAAGGGUUGUGAAAUUGACUAUUGUGCAACCAUGUCGCAGCCAAUGAAGCGAUCCUUCAGUUCGGAAGGUGGUGCCACCUCCAAACGGGACUGGAAAAUGAGACUCAGUCUUCGCAGCCGUAGCGGGCAUAGUGUGGACGCGCUACGCGGGCGGCGCUGUGCGUCACUGCGUUCAGCCGCCACCCCGCUCCGCGCCGACGACUCGGGGCGAAGCACCCCAUCCGUACCCCAUCGGGCGCUCCCAUCCCCCGUUGAGGUGCAACCUCCCAAGAAAUCCAACUGGGAGGUCAUUGAACAUUUCUCCUCCAGCCGGAGCAAGAAGAGCCCCACUUCGGUGGAGGCUGAAGGAACGGGGCCGUCGACGUCGGCGUCGCUUCCUCUGUGCCCGGCCGGAAAACCUGAUAACGAAAUAAUACCCCUGAUUGAAGGAGAUCCUCGAAAUGAGGCGUCCGGCGCGGCACCCGGCGAGGAGGAGGAGGACGAGGACGAGGAGGUGUGCUGGAACCGCAUGGUCAACCACUGUCCGGGCCCCGUCCGAGUGCUGUGUGACUCACAGAGAUUCGAGAACCUCCAUGUGGAGAUGCUCUAUCAGCGGUACUUUCUGCGUAUGAAUCAGACCAACAUGACCCAUCUGCUUGGUCUACUACUCGGAGUGACGGCGGCGCUCCUCUGCGUGCAAGUGCGAACGCUGCUCAUCACACAGAACUUUCUGACCGGACUUAUACCCUCUAAUAUGACGUACACCGAAGAAGACUUUUACAACUACCGAAACAACUUGACGUCAGACAUGUCGUCAGUGACGUCACCGUUUCACGACUACCAGGAAUAUAACGCGACCGUGGUGAAGAGGCUGUACUAUGAGAAGGAGAAGAUGGCACACAUCAUCAACAUCGUCAUCCUGGGCAUCACGGCCUUGGUUUACACAUGUCUACUAGCCUGCCUCAGCCGACCAGCAAUGAAUGAGAUCUACUUGCUGACAAUAUCAUACGUUGUGCUAGCAACCUUUCUUCUGAUUGACCUGUCUCUUGCCGGAACAUCAGUAUUGAGAUCCCUGAACGUAAGCGCCGGCGCAUGCGCACUCUUCACCUACGUGACUUACGCGACUCUACCUGUGAGGCUCCACGAGGCCACACUCGGCGGUCUGGCCCUAGCCGCCGUCAACAUCGGUGCCAACCUGAUGCUGAACAAGAACAAUGAUACAGAGAUCUACACCAGUCUUGCAACCCUCAUCGCAUGCAACAUCGCUGGCAUAAUGACACACUACCCUCGCGAACUGGCCCAGCGCCGCGCCUUCCUCGAGACCAGGGACUGCGUUGAGGCACGACUGGUUACACAGCGGGAGAACCAGCAACAGGAACGCCUCUUACUAUCGGUGCUGCCCCGCCAUGUCGCCAUGGAGAUGAAAGCUGACAUCGCGAGCCAACCGCGUCAGGAACAGUUCCACAAGAUCUACAUACAGCGAUACGAGAACGUCAGCAUUUUGUUCGCGGAUAUCUGCGGAUUCACCUCCCUCUCCGACCAGUGCACCGCCGAGGAGCUGGUUCGACUCCUCAAUGAACUAUUUGCCAGAUUCGACCGACUGGCUGCCGAACACCACUGCCUCCGCAUCAAGCUGCUGGGUGACUGCUACUAUUGCGUGUCUGGCCUGCCGGAAGCCCGCGAUGAUCAUGCCAAGUGCUGUGUGGAGAUGGGGCUUGACAUGAUUGACGCUAUUGCCCUGGUACGCGAGGUGAUGGCAGUGAACGUGAACAUGCGCGUUGGCAUCCACACUGGGCGGGUCCACUGCGUCGUCCUCGGGCUCAGGAAGUGGCAGUUCGAUGUGUGGUCCAAUGACGUCACCCUCGCCAACUACAUGGAGAGCGGAGGCGUGGCUGGACGUGUCCACAUCACGAAGGAGACGCUGAACUGCCUGGGCGAUGACUACAAGGUGGAGCCUGGCAAUGGUGGCCAACGGAACGCGUAUCUGAAAGACCACAAUAUCGAGACCUACCUGAUUGUCCCAGAUGAUACCAGCCGAGUGGAUAAAAAGCCCCAGCACAGUUUCUCCAUCAACGGCAACGUUUCGAAGGAGAUGCGCGUCAUGGGCCAUGGCUCGCAGCACGGCAAACAUUCCUCCAAGAUCGGUUCAGACAACACGAAUGAGAACAAGAAGCCCGAGGAUGAGGUGAACGAGUACCUGAUGAAGGCGAUCGACGCACGCUCCAUCGACCGCCUCCGAAGUGAGCACUGCAGGCCCUUCACACUCACCUUCAGGGACACCAACUUGGAGCGCAAGUACAUUGCAGAGAGAGACCGAAUGCUGAAGGUUUACUUCAUGUGUACCUCUGUCGUGUACUUCCUGGUUGUCAUCAUUCAACUACUAGUCUUUACAAUUACACCAUAUACAGUGGCUACUAUUGUUGUAUUCGGCUUCAUCAUCUUCCUAGUGAGUUACCUGGUCGUCUCAAUCAACUUUAAGCGCACUCGGCCAAGAAUCAAGCGACUCGCUGCGUUCACUCACAACAACCGAUCCAUGGCGCAAGUGAUGUCUAUCCUUGUAGUCAUUGCUGUGAUUCUACAAAUCGAAAUUGUUAUGGGACUCUACCUACAAUCGAAUCAGGCCAACGAGACCAUCGUUGCUGGUGCUCUCUUCUGCCCACACGAUAUCAACGAGUACUACCUACAGCUGACCCUGAUUGCAAUGUGCCUGUGCGCGGUCCACCAAAUUCUCAUCACGAUGAUCAAGACCAUCAUUUUCAUCAUCAUCACUGCGACAUACAUCACACUGACCGUACAGAAGCACCUGUUCUACCAAGGCCACUUCUACAGCUAUCAGCAUCAAUGCGAGGUGGACUGGAAUCAGCAAUGGACGAACAUCGUCAUUUCCAUGGGCGCGCUAGUCGCUCUGAUGCUGCACUCCCAGCAGACCGAGAGCACAUACAGACUGGACUUCAUCUGGAAACUCCAGGCGAAUGACGAGAAGGAAGAUAUGGAACACCUGGAGGCGUACAACAGGAAACUGCUCGCCAACAUCUUGCCCGAGCAUGUCGCACAACACUUUCUCUGCAGCGACAAGAAUAUUGAUGAGCUCUACCACGAGCAGUGCGACUCUGUGUGCGUGAUGUUCGCCUCGAUCCCAAACUUCUCUGAGUUCUACGUGGAGUUGGAAGGCAACAACGAGGGAGUAGAAUGCCUGAGGCUGCUGAACGAGAUCAUUGCGGACUUCGACGAGAUCCUCGCUGAAGAGGACUUCAAGUAUAUUGAGAAGAUCAAGAGCACUGGUGCAACGUAUAUGGCUGCGUCAGGCCUCACGGCAGCAACUCGCGACCUCCGCGGGUACCGCCACGUCACAGCAAUGGCGGACUACGCGCUGCGCUUGCGCCAGCAACUGUCAUACGUAAACGAGCACUCAUUCAACUGCUUCCGUAUCAGAAUAGGAAUCAACAUUGGCCCCGUGGUUGCCGGAGUAAUCGGUGCCCGCAAGCCCCAGUAUGACAUAUGGGGCAACGCCGUCAAUGUUGCGUCCAGAAUGGACUCCACUGGCAUCGUCGAUCACAUCCAGGUCACACAGGAGGUGUACGAAAUUCUGGCGACGCGGGGGUACAAGCUGCGGUGCCGGGGGAUGAUCGAUGUGAAGGGCAAGGGCAACAUGCUGACCUUCUUCCUCGAGGGCAUCGGAGUGUCCCCGCCUAUGCCGGUGACAGACCCCUACCUUAAUCCGCAGCCGUCAACAUCGGGCACUGCACACAACCGUGACGGUGACGGGAACCACCGCACGCUAGAGACACUCUCCGAGAGCCACACGGAUGAGGACGCCGGCACCUCGCCCAGACCGUCUAUCUCCAGAGGAAACCCCCACGGAUCGAUGAGUCCGAAACUGAACGGCGGGUCAACAUCAGGGGAGAGUCUAGCCAGCGCCGUGCGAGCUCGAGUACUGAGUCGACUCGAACGACCCAUCUCACUGACGGACCCGCCCAGCCUGCCCGCGUUCCUAUCCCUGCUCUCGACGAGGGCGCAUUCGACGGACCUCGACAAUGUCUUCUCCGAAUCCAAGAAGUUCGGCCUUCGUCGGCCGGUAGCGGAGUCUCGGAGCAGUGGAGAGAUCGAAACGCUGCUCGAGGGCGGAGGCCCGCGCCGAGCGACCAGCCUCGCUGACUUCUUGUUCAGGAGGAAGCCACUGAAACUGGACACGACAGCCGUGAACAUCAUUGAGAAUCCGAUGAAUGUCUAAAUUCCCCGAGAAGUUUCCAGACUUUGAAAGUAAUUUGAAAAGUUAAGUCUGGAAAUUUUGUAACUUUGACACUGCCGUUUGACUAAAAAUUAUCAACAAUGCUCGGCAGUGGAAAGGGAGAUAACGAUAGGCCGAUAGGAAUAGAGUUGAAGUAACCUCCAGUCGUUGGUGCCUGGAGUUAAUACAUUUUCAAAAGCAGCUGUUUAAUUAGAAACUAAAGACAAAAGCCAAGGCUUUUUUACCCGGAAUUGACUUACUCGGCUACGACACUCACACCGGAUUAGACUAACAAGACUGAUACAACGAAAACUGACUACAACUUAAUACACAGACUAGAAACUGCAAUUUACGAAUUUAUUGAAAUAAGGAAAAACGCAAGGUGAAUUGGCUACAAAUAAGUGAACUGGUUAAAAACUUGUUAAGUUAAAUGUACCUAUGUGAUUAAGACACGGUGAAAUGCAGGCGCCAAUUUUUAAUUGGCAGCUCAGUGCAUUAGUGUUUGCUAAAACACCGCCAAAAACAGGUAACAUUACGUGUAAUAUACCUAGUAUUAUUUUAAAAAUGUUUACCUACAGUAGAACAGUUACGAUUGUAUUAUUGAAUGUUUAUUUAAAGGAUAUGUAUCUCGAAUAUUAUAGUGAUUGUCGUAUCAAACAAACUUACUUGGUUUUAAAGCAGAGUCUUAGCAAAUACUCAGACUGAUAAGAGUUAUGAAUGUAACAUUUAAAACCAUGUAGGUUUACUUAAUGUUAUUAGUAUAAACGUCUAGGUAAUAUAAUUACGUAUUACAGUAUUUCUACGGAUUAUAUCUCCAAGUAGUUUGACCCAGAGCUUCUUAUUUUCGCUUUCGAGUAAUUUGUUGCAAUAUUUGGGCUGGAAAAGCAAGGGAGUUGAUAUGCCGGUAAGAAAAUCCAAUAUCAGGUUAGGGUUGUUUUACGUGAUGAUAAAAAUAUACUACGCUAAUAUUACCAA
Messenger RNA from Aricia agestis (brown argus), 5408 nucleotides. Its product is annotated as adenylate cyclase type 6-like. NCBI's taxonomy places the organism in Eukaryota, Metazoa, Arthropoda, Insecta, Lepidoptera, Lycaenidae. The record is from RefSeq and is a predicted model, not a curated record. Gene Ontology annotation, cellular component: plasma membrane. Gene Ontology annotation, biological process: adenylate cyclase-inhibiting G protein-coupled receptor signaling pathway; cAMP biosynthetic process; intracellular signal transduction. The transcript is spliced from 29 exons. Gene Ontology annotation, molecular function: adenylate cyclase activity. Bases 258 to 4436 code for a protein of 1392 amino acids.